GAAACCCCAUGACAGAGAGGAUGAUAGUCAUAUCCACCUGGAGUUUAGAGGUGUCAACAUCAACGGCUACAGAUACACUCACAUUAACCACAUUGGAUCUCCUGAAAACUGGUAUUCAUGACAUGUCAGUUGUAUUUAAAGAAGUGAAGACAUGAUGAAUGGAGAAACAAAGAUUCAUGCCCUCUCAGGGUCUUUAACUUUGGAGGACAAAGAAAAAGGAGGGGUCGACAUGUCAGGAAUCACAAGUCCAGCAAUCAGCCUGAAGGAAGAAGAUCAGCUUGUUGCUGCAACCGUUCAUCUGGAUCACCUCAGUAAAGAUGAAGUGCUAAAAUUGAUCAGAAUACUCGAGCCCUAUGACAAGAACCUUGAACUAAAGACAGCAAAAGAUCUGAAAGCAGGACUGUCUCUAGGUGAUCUUCGACUGAACAGUGAGCCAGGACUUCAAGCACCAGGUGUUCAGGUUAAUGGGCUAAAUGGACAGAUAAAUGCCCCAAGCCUUAAGGGUGGCAUCUCAACCCCAACAGUAAAUGCAGAAAUGCCACAGAUUGAGCUAAAGCAUGCCACACCUAACUUCAGCAACCCAGGGUUCAAAAAGGCAACUUUUGGCUUGUCUGCACCAAAUCUCGAAGGAGCAGGUUUGGAUGGUACAUUCCAAGCACCUGAUGUCAGUGUCUCUACCCCUGCACUUAACACCCCAGAUGUUUCUGUUAAUGUGGACAAACCUGAACUGAAUACUAAAACACCUAAGUUUAAAAUGCCCACCUUCAGUCUACAUGGUAAAAAACCAAAGGUUGAUGGUGAUUUGAAUCUAACCACCCAAGACAUAAAUGCGGACCUAAAAACCCCUGAUCUAAAUCUGUCAGCCCCAAAGAUUAAUGGAGAAAUUGGGACCCCUGACUUAGACAUGACCUCACCAAAAGCUGAAUUCAGUAGUCCUAACCUGGACAUCGAAACACCAAAAGCUAAUAUUGAAGCUCCCUCUGGCAAGAUAAAAUUUCCUAAAUUCAAGAAAGCUAAGACUACAAAAAUGAAAGUACCACAGGCGAGUGUUGAUGCAAAUCUUUCUGGUUCAAAGGUAAAUGCAGAUAUCAAUGCACCAAAUGUUGACAUUGAUCUGCCAAGAGCCAACCUUGAAGCUCCAGAUGUAGAUAUUCAAACUCCUGAUGUUGAUAUAAUUGCUCCCUCUGGGAAAAUAAAGCGGCCAAAAUUUAAGAAACACACAUUUGGCAAGAAGGUUAAAGCACCAGAGGCUGGCUUAGAUGCCAGUGUCUCAACACCUGAUUUAAGUCUCUCAGCACCAAAGAUAGAUGGAGAUAUCAGCAUCCCAAAAGGAAAUGUCAAUUUACCGUGCACUGAUGUUGAUGUAAAAGCACCUGAUGUAGACAUUAAUGCUCCGACUGCAAAGCACAAGUUCUCAACUUUUAAAAUGCCAAAGCUAAACUUACAUAAAUCAAAGCUGAAAACUCCAGAUCUAAAUGCAGGGAUACAUGCACCAGACUUGGACAUGUCAGCUCCUGGGAUAGAUAUUAAUCUGCCGAAAGCUGAACUGGAAGGACCAAAUCUAGAUGUCAAGGCACCAGACCUCAACCUCUCUGCUCCAAAUGUAGACAUUAAAACUACAGCUGCUGAUGUGACGGCACCAGAUAUUGGCAUAGAAGCUCCAUCUGCAAAGUUAAAGAAGCCCAAUGUUAAAUUGCCUAAAAUAAAUCUAUCUGGGCCAAAAAUGAAAGGUUCAGAUGUAGAUCUCAAUGCAAAGGCAGAUCUCCAUGGACCGGACUUAGACCUGAAAGAUCCAGAUUUCAGUCUUUCAGCACCCAAAGUUGAUGGCAAACUUAAUGCUCCAGAUCUGGAUCUGAACUUGCCCAAUGCUAAUGUCAAAAGUCCAAAUGUAGACCUUGAAGCCCCAGACAUUUACAUUGAUGCCCCCUCUAGCAAAGCCAAGGUACCUCACUUUAAGAUGCCUAAAUUUGGUCUUUCUGGACCCCGGGUUAAAACACCAAAACUAGAUGCACCUGAUGGUGAUGUAAACAUGCCCACAGCAGAACUCAAAGGACCUAAUGUAGAUGUUAAAGCACCUAAUCUUAGUGUUUCAACACCUAAAGUUAAAGGUGACAUUUCUGCUCCUUCUUUAGACCUUGGUUUACCAAAAGCCGACUUAAAUGCUCCAAGUGCAAACAUUGGGGGAAAUCUAAAGUCUCAAAAUCUCAAUCUCUCCACCCCAGAUGUAGACCUAGACUUGCCAAAAGUAGAGCUUGAAGGAUCUGAUGGUACCCUUAAAGUCCCAGAUGUUGACUGUUCUGGAAAAUAUAAAAUGCCACAUUUAAAUUUGCCAAAACUGAAUUUGACUGGGCCUAAGUUGGAUGCUAAUGCAGAUCUAGAUCUUGCAGUUCCCAAACUCAAAGGAGAAUUAAAUUCACCUAGUGUUGACUUAAAUCUUCCCAAAGCUGAGUUCAGUGUGCCUGAUGUAAAUGCAACUUUACCAAAAGCUGAGGUCAGUGUUCCCAAUGUAGAUUUUAAAUCCCCAGACUUAGAUACUCCAUCUGGUAAGCUGAAAAUGAUUACAUUUAAGAAACCAAAAGCUGACCUUUCUGGUCCAAAAGUGAAGACACCAGAGAUUGACUUUGAUACAGAAGCUCCUGAUCUCAGCCUCUCAGCUCCAACAGUUAAUGCGGAUGUCAAAGUGCCAGAUGCUGAUAUAAACCUUCCCACAGCAGACAUUGACAUCAAUGCUCCCAAAGGAAAAGUGAAAUUCCCAACACUCAAAAAGUUUAACCUAUCUGGUACGAAAGUCAAAUCUCCUGAUGUUGACAUUGCUGCUGAUAUAAGUGGACCAGACCUUAACCUAUCAGCUCCUGAGGUUGGUGCUCCUGAUCUUGAUGUGAGUCUUCCAAAAGCUGGGGUUGAUGUAGAUGUACCCACAGCAGAUGUUGACAUCAAUGCUCCCAAAGGAAAGUUUAAAUUCCCAACACUCAAAAAGUUUCAUCUGUCUGGUCCAAAAGUCAAAUCUCCUGAUGUUGACAUUGCUGCUGAUGUAAGUGGACCAGAUCUGAACUUAUCUGCACCUGGGGUUGGUACUCCUGAUGUUGACGUGAGUCUACCAAAUGCUGGGGUUGAUGUCGAAGAUCCAGGCAUUAACGCUGAAGCUGACGGCUCCAAGCAUAAGGUAAAAUGGCCCUUCAAAUGGAGAAAAUCUGCUGAACCAAAGGAUGUGGAUUUUAACAUUAAAGCACCAGAAGUAGAUGGUACCACUGCAGAAAUUAAACUCCCCCAAAAUAUGCCAUUGUUCAAGUCUCACCGACUUCCUGACAGCAACAUUGACAGUAUCUUACAAAAACUCACUGGAGCGGUUGACCUCAAUACUGAUCCUACAAAAACAACUAAUGACACAGUUAUCUCGGUCUCCUCAGUCAAGACAAAUCUUAAAGCUUCUUCUACGUCUGUUGGGAUCAAUGGACAGACAGCUAGUGUAGAUAUCCGGGAAAGGCUGAGAUUGUCUAAUGCGCGUACUACAAGCACAGAUUCAGAACCAAGCAGCCCUACAAAAGUGAAUAGAGGAACAUUUAAAGUCACAAAGCCUGAUGCUGAUAAGGACUACCCAGUAAUUGAUACAACUAGCAAUGAAGAUGAUGCCAAGAUUGCCCUCAGCUUGAACAACAUGCUUGGUUUGCCAACAGAUUGAACCUUAAAUAAAACCCAAGACCCUUGUUAGUGUAGUUCCACACUCACUGCAAAGUGCAUAUGUAAAAUAAUAUGUAAAAAAAAAAAAAAAAACAU
Molecule: messenger RNA, 3774 nt
Organism: Carassius carassius (crucian carp)
Lineage: Eukaryota; Metazoa; Chordata; Actinopteri; Cypriniformes; Cyprinidae
Product: neuroblast differentiation-associated protein AHNAK
Exons: 5
Coding region: 152-3679 (1175 amino acids)
Biological process (GO): regulation of RNA splicing
Cellular component (GO): nucleus; cytoplasm
Source: RefSeq, a predicted model, not a curated record